Messenger RNA from Belonocnema kinseyi, 2279 nucleotides. RefSeq lists its product as uncharacterized. The transcript is spliced from 3 exons. NCBI's taxonomy places the organism in Eukaryota, Metazoa, Arthropoda, Insecta, Hymenoptera, Cynipidae. The coding region runs from base 1607 to 1996 and encodes 129 amino acids. The record is from RefSeq and is a predicted model, not a curated record.
UUUUCUUGAAAAUUCAUUGUUUGUUGAGAAUUCUGCUUUUUUUUUCAUUUUGUUUGCAGAUUAAUGAUCUUAGUUAGCAAUUUCUCAAAAUGGCCUCGUUUUAUUAAAAUUUUGAUUUAUUUUCCAGUUUUUUUCAUCUUGUCUCAUCAAAAUAGUAUUUGUUUACUAUAGUUUAGUGACCCACUUUUCGCAAACUAUUUUUCAAGGUAGAUUAUUUUUACAAAGCUUGCUCAGUAAUUGCAUAUUUCUAUGGAAAAUAAGGAAAAUAAACAACCGCAAAACAAAUUUAAAAUAAAAAAAACAAACUCUGUUUCAAAGUGGAGUAUAAAGACCUCGAAUGUUUCUAAUUAAUUGUUAUUUCAUUGAUUCUUUGUGAUAUAAAGAUUCUAAAAUUUCUUAUUUUGCUUUACAUUGUUCAAACAAUGAGAAAGCGAUGUUUUCAAAUUAAGGCAGGCUACAUCACGUCUACAAUUUCACAGUUUGACCUACUUACCCGUUCAAUAGAGUUAAGAAUGUAAGAUUAUCGCAAUAAUGUACUAAACUAUUCUAUUUCCAUGUUUUUUAUUUAUAACAUUUUUUAAAUUAAUUUAUACUGUCAAAGUAAAGUUAUUUAUAUACAUCAAAAAAUGCGCAGCGUUGCACUACUGAAAUAGCAAACAUAUAACGUUCACAAUUCCUUAACAUGUUAUUCUUAUUGUUUCAAUAGAAGACUAACCACAGGACUUACAGUAGGCAACUGAGCAGGAUUUCGAAAAAAUAACCAGGACCUUCUGCAUCCGAGAACUUUUUUUAUCUUCUCAGCCGAAGGUAUCUCGAGGACCUAUUAGUGCACACAAAAGUGUUAGUGGAAACUCCAUUAAAUUCUGAUUGUUUUAGUAAAGUUUAGAUGUUGCAUAAUCACAAUCAUCUUAUCAAAUAAUUAACUAUUUCAAAUAAUUGAAUUAGUUCAAUUUGUCUUUUUUAGAUUCAGAGAGCACAUUAAAACAACUUUUAUUUUAUUUAAAUAAAUAAUUUUCUUGCUUUAAAGUAAUGAGGAUAAAUUAGAUAUUUCUGGAACCUUAACCACAGUACUUUAUAUAAAUCAAAUAAAUAUAUUAUUUGAAUCAAACAAAGAUUGUCAAACAAUAAAUUUUCCUAAAUCAAAGAAUAAAAAAAACUACAUUAUGUAAAAUCAAAAACAUUUCUACGUCUUGUAAACAAAGAGGAUGAAACUAUUUCUUUAAUCUAAACAUUAGUUUUCUCUGGAUGCAGAUGAAAAAACCUUUCAUUAAAAGAAAAAUAAUAUAGAUAAACUCCUUAAAUUUUCGCUUCUAGUUGUAGGGUCUGUUAUAGAAGCCGAAUGGGACGCCUAGAAAUAAACUUUGAUCAGAAAAAAAAGGUUUCAUGCAGCUGUUUUCUGGUAUUUCUCCAGUGUUUUCAAUUAAUGCAGACAACCUGCUCGUCACUGUUUAUGUUUUUCUCGUUUUUCAGGUCACAGUCUAAAAAAUCUCAGUAUUUAAAUAGCCCGACCUCAGUUCCAGAAAUCAGUGCAAGAAAAUUGGACGAAUAGUUUAUUCUGUUAAAAGUAUACCUUUCUGAUUUUCUGGUAUAUUUUGUUGCGUUUACGAUGAUUCUGCCUGUUGUGGGGGUAGUUUCUUUCCUAGCAUACGAACAUCAUGAACAUAAGUUACACCAUCCGAAAGACGCAAAAGGGGAACUAAGAUUAUAUUAUGGCAUAGGAAAAAAGGAUUUAAAAGAUGAAUGUGACAAAAAUGAUGACCGUGACGAUGACAUUUUUUGGAAAAAAAUAGAAAAAACUCUUUUAGAUGUUAAAAAAGAUUUGGAGUUGAAAGUUAGCGACCGAAAAAAAUGGGACGAGCAGCACAAAGACGAUGAAUACAAGGCGCAGAAAAAGGUCAUUAAAACAGCUCUACCAUGCGCAAACGAUGAUAAAGUGUACGAGAAACUUACACACUAUAAGGAAUAUUACAGAAAACAUCGUACUAAAAGAAGAUAAAAAGAGUGACAGAAGAACCAAAAGACAAUAUAUAUGGCGAACUCGAAUGUUUCUACAAUCAAAUUAUAACAUAUUUUAAUUAUAAGUUUAUUUAUUAUAGUGGUUAAGCGUUCGUCUCUACACUUUAGAACUGGUAGGUCGAGAGUUCAAGUCUCGGUGGAUCCGUAGACUGACUUUGCAAAAAGUAGGGCUUUGACCGUAGUCUUUUCUUGGUGCACAAAUGUGUAAUGUAAUGUAACAAGCAAACUAUGUAAAAUUUAAUAAAAAUUUAUUAUUAUCAGCA